Messenger RNA from Cutaneotrichosporon oleaginosum, 1490 nucleotides. RefSeq lists its product as uncharacterized. The record is from RefSeq and is a predicted model, not a curated record. NCBI's taxonomy places the organism in Eukaryota, Fungi, Basidiomycota, Tremellomycetes, Trichosporonales, Trichosporonaceae.
CAAGAAAGGAAAAACGGGGUGCUUGCCACCAUCACCUUGGCUCGUUCAUCUCUGCACGCACACACCUCGUCCAUGUUUACUCGCUAAUCUCCACUCCCCCCUCCCCAUUCUUCUUGCCCUUCUCGACGACGCUCGACGCUCCUUUCUCGACGCUCGACACUCGACACUCGCUUCAACCCCUCCCUCGCUCGCUCAUACCCCUCGCCCUCUUCCUCUUCUUCUUCUUCUUCGCUUCCCCCCCCCACCUAUCAUCCAAAGCCUUUGUGCAUCCCAUCCUCCUCUUCACGUUCCUUUUCGACCUCUCUUUACUCCUCCUUCGCGACAAUGGUCCCCGCCUUCGCUGUGGCGGCCACCGCCGCCGUCCUCGCCGCCAUCCCCGUCUCCGCUCAAGGCUGGCAGCUGGCUCUGCCUCCCCGCCCCAACGUCGCCUUUGACGAGACCUUUUACCCCAAUGACGGAAUCUUCCACCUCAAGUCGGACAUGGUUACCAACUGCAUCGGCAACCAGGGUGAUGCCGGCUGCACCGCCGUCGGCUCGUACGGCGCCGCCCUCGGCCUCAACUUUAUCGGCACUGCCGUCAAGGUGAACGGCGCCGCGUCCAACUCGAACUCUUCCGAGCCCCGCCCAGUCGGCUCCUUCUCUCUUUACGACGGCAUGUGGCCCGUCUCUGGCGACCAGCAGGUCCAUGUCGGCCAGGGCGUCCUCGCCGCCCGCCAGGGCCUCGAGGCCAAGCCGUACCGCGGCAGCAUGAACAUUUACUGGGCCUCGGACGUGUCCGUGUCCUCGGUCUCCGUCUCCACCGGCAUGUACGUCAACGACCCCAACGCCAAGAGGGAGACGGUCCAGUUCGAGACCAUCCCCGCCGUCCAGGGCUCGGGCCUGCACCCCUUCUACCAGCUCGACGGCUCCAAGUGGAAGGCGAACGGCAGCGGCAACGACUCCUUCGCCGCCGGCUCUGGUAACGCAAUGGUGCGCGUCACCGUGCCCCAGAACACGACGUACGUCAAGGUGCGCGGCCUGACCGGCCCCGACGCCGGGCCGCUCACCAUGUCGCUCCGCACGCGCGAGGGCGCCACCAAGCCCGACCUCGCGUCCGGCAACGCGACUCUCGCGUCCCACCCCCAGCGCGAGUCGACGACCGGCUCGACACUCUUCGCCCUCCCCCUCGACCCCACCCAGACCUACUACUUUGAGAUCCACGCCGACGAGGGCAACUUUUACCUGCGCGACAUGAGCUUCUGGAGCUCGCUGCCCAAGGGCGGCUCUGCCGGCGGCGCCGGCGGCGUCUUCAGCGCCGCGGGCACCAUCGCGCCCAACCUCGCGGUCCUCGCCGCCGCGCUCGUGUACUCGCUUCUCUGAUCCUUUCUGUGAACACUUUGGCUUAUUUUCGUGCCCGGCAGCUGUGCUUGGUUGCUGGCCCAUGUGUUAGAUUCGAUCUCUGGGGUUAGGGCUGGCCCUAUGCAUGGUUCAUAUUGUGUGGCAUGGGAGGA